AUGGAAUUUCUCCAGAUACCAUUAAAAACAUAUUCAAAAAACUUUUUUUUAUUUAAUUUAACUAACUAAAGGGAAAUAAAACAACUACCCAAUACUAUUAAAAUGUAUAAAAAACCAUUAAAUAGCCAAACUGACAGUAAUCAGAAAAUAUUCUGGAUUAAAUAACUCAGUUUAUUUUUAAUAAAUAUUCUUUUGUUUGAUUUCUUAACCGAAUUUUUAUAUUCUCCAUUAGUCUAGUUAUUUUUUUUCGUCUUCUGUUAUUAUCUCCCCUCCAUCCCCUUUAUUUAUAAUAAUCAUUUAAUUCAUUAUUUCUACAGCUUCGUCAAUUCUAUUUUAAGAAACUAAAUACCGAGGAGACUCUAAAACAUUAUUAUAUGUUCCAUAAAAUAAUACAAAUGCAGGAAUACUACUCAAAGAUAGCAAAAGUCGCCAAUUACCAUGCUACAUAUCCUAUAGAACUAAUAUACACAUUAAAAUUCCCCAAAAUUAACCUAAAGCAAUACAAAAAUUAAUAAUAAUAGUUCCUUUUCCUCUAUAUUUUAAAGGAGAAAUUUCCGUGAAUAAAGUUGUGGAGAGCGGAAGUGUAAUCCCAUAAACAAAACCAUAUAAAAAUCUUAAAAUAAAAAGCUAAUAUAAAUUAUAUGCAAAUAAAAAAAUAAUAGCUGUAAUUCCAUAAAUUAAUGA
Molecule: messenger RNA, 684 nt
Organism: Ichthyophthirius multifiliis
Lineage: Eukaryota; Ciliophora; Oligohymenophorea; Hymenostomatida
Exons: 1
Source: RefSeq, a predicted model, not a curated record